AUGUUUGGCAACAAGGUACUUCAAACCUACAAAAGAAAACGGAAAUCUCAAAGUGGCAGUUUCAUCCAUAGAAAUCGAUGCCAAAAUUCAGUUUGUGAAGAUUCCCAUGAUUGUUCUUUAGCUAAACGAGUUAAACACAACAAGCUAACUGAUGAGAAGACAUCAGAAAAACAUGAAGAAAAGUCAAUGGAUACUAGUGAUGGAAAAAAGUCAUGCUUUGAAAGCAUCAAACAGCAGGAAGAGUCAUCAACACUUCCGGUUCAAAAGUCAGGUGACCUGGAAGCAGGGCAGCUUGGAAAUCAUGAUGAAAUAGAGAGGGUAGUUACUAUGAAGGAAUCAUCUUCAGGGCAGCUUGGAAAUCAUGAUGAAACAGAGAGGGUAGUUACUAUGAAGGAAUCAUCUUCAACGAGACAUCCAUGCGACGAUAACUCGAAGGAGGAUGUUGAUGAAUUACCCCUAAUAAAGAAGCCUUUACAGAAUGAUUGCAACACGCAGAAAAAUUCUUCUGGAGGUGAAAACUCUGGCAUUGAAUGCGACAAUGGUUCUAAUAAAAACAAUAUUCCACCCUCAGCUGAAUUGAAUGCUAGGAAUGAUUUCAAUGUAAUCAACUCAGAAGCAUCAAUUACAAGAGAAAUCAGUGCGGCAUGUGGCGAUGAAUCUCUUGUUUUGAAUAAGUCAACAGAUAGAUUUACUGAGUCACCCUCCAAAGAUAAUUUUGGGAACCAAUCUGAAUGUAAGGUAACAAAGACCAACUUGACCAGACCAUUAAUAACCUAUCAAUGUUACAAAAGAAAAAAGUGUAUGAAUGGAAUUGAUAAGAAAAGCAAUUCAUUGCACGAGAAGGAAAACAUUCCAGUUCUAGCCAAGUGGAGCAUGCUUGCAAAUGCUAAUCCCUCUUCCAGCAACGGAUCAUCUUGUGACGAGUGUCCUGUAAACAGUGUACCUGACCUUAAUCAAACUCAGACACAAGAUGAUACAUCUUCUAGAAGCUGUUCUAGGAUUUUUCCAACAGACCUUAAUCUAUCGGCAGAGCUUUCUGAAAGAGGGGAGCUUCAUCAGACUCGAGAAAAGGUGAGAAAUGCCGACGCUCCAUGUACUAGUGGAGUUGUUUCUGAAACCCGUAUGGCACACGUGGGAGAGCACCUGCAUCAUGGAGAAGACACAGCGAAAACCAACUCUCACAUGGCUGGAACAGAAGUUCCAAGCCAGAGUUCUCUGGUGCACAAGGAAGUCCAACAUCUUGAUAAGGAUUGCCAAGGAAUCUCUAUCAUUCUUGAUUCCAGAGAUCUCUGUCCUGGUUCUGCAACUGCUGACCGAGAACUAGAGGAGUUCCAACCCUCUGUGAAAGAAGCUAUUCAAAAUGUUAUGUUCAAUGACCUGAAGAAAAGUGGAGGGCACCAACCUCAGAGUAGUGACCUGCCCCCUAACUUUGCAGAAGAGCACACUGUUGAAUUGAACCUUGGUGCUGACAAGGAUUCCCUUCACUUGGGGACGAAAACUCUUGUAGACAAAUCUGACUCUACAAGCAGUAGAUCUGCCAUUGUCGAAAAUCAAGUAACUCAGCUGGAAUUUUUAAGCUCUAGCAAUACAAAGCUGAUUUCAGAUGGAAAGACUAUUGAUGACGUCUGUUCAAGUAUUACUCAAUCUCAAUCAGGUGGUUGCAUGAUGUUGGAUGAAAGAACAAAUGUUCAACAAACUAAAACUAAUCAACUAAAGCACAUGCCAAUCGUUUCUCUUUCUUUGGGUUUGUCUCUACCCACAGAGCUUGAAACUGGAGGUUGUGAUUCCUCUAACUGUUUGCCUACAUUGCCUCUUUUUAAUUUAACCGCUGGAACUAGAGAUAUUGUCCAAGAUGGAUUAUGUCACUCUUCAACAAACCGGAAACCAUUGCUUCUCAGGCACAAGGCAGUGCUUGACAACAUCGUAAGCAAAACAAGAGCUUUAAAUGAAAGAGGCAAUUUUCAAGAAAAUCUCAAGCUACACCCUACAAUGUGGUCUGAAGAGAAUUGGAUUUUCUCUGGAUUGGUGUGA
Lathyrus sativus (Indian pea) is the source of this 2031-nucleotide messenger RNA. The record is from the annotation of a GenBank genome assembly. Lineage: Eukaryota; Viridiplantae; Streptophyta; Magnoliopsida; Fabales; Fabaceae.